UGGUGUGUAGAGAGAGAGAGAGAGAGAGAGAGAGAGAGAGAGAGGAGAGAGAUGGGGAGAAGAGAGAGCUCCAUGGAUCCCUUCUCUCUCCCGUUCCUUCUUCAAACCCUAACUCACAACCACUCCCCAUUGCGAGGCACCUUUUUGUUCGAGACAAGGGUUUCACAGUUGAAGUUCCAAUCCCUUGUAUGAUAUAUCAAAAUUCCUAAUUGGCCCCCUUGCGCCGAUGGGCAUUAGAAAGAUCAGGCCUCGGGGGCCUGGACGAGAUAAUUACGCCCAAAAAGGUACCCAAAACCGUCAAUUUGAUGAACUUUCAGAAGAGGGGAUCAUUUUUACGCAAAACUUUCCUUGUUAUGAUUCGGAUGAGUGCGAACUUGCUGAGGUGGGUUGUGAAAAUGUCAUGUUUGGGGGUCAAAUUUGCAAUGUUCCUUAUGAUCUCUAUAAUUUACCCAAUCUAAAGGAGAUACUCUCUUUGGAAACUUGGAAUACCUGUUUAACCGAAGAAGAUAGAUUCUCCUUAGCGGCAUACCUUCCGGAUAUGGAUCAGGAGACAUUUUGUCUUACAAUGAAGGAGUUGCUUAAUGGCGAUUCUCUCUUUUUUGGAAACCCAACUGAGAAGUUCUUUAAUUGUUUGAGGGGCGGAUAUUAUUCUCCACAUGUUACUCAAAUGAGAGAAGCUCUAACAUUUUUACAAAGGCAAGGAUAUUUUUAUUGUUUAAAAUCAUAUCAUGAGGACUUGGUGAAGAAGUUUGUGGAGAUGAACAAGCUGUGGAGUAACUGCCUGCCGAGCACCAGUAUUGAUGAAAGAAUUCAAAUUUGGAACAAAACAAUGAAUCAAAAGCCAACUGCUUUAGUUGACCUCAAUGCAGUUCCUAUAGAAGAAGAUGUAUCCAAUUUUAUAUUGAGCAAGAGGACAAAAGACAUGGAUGGGGUGGUAUGUGCUCAUAAUUCAGCGGCUUCUUUCAAUGGCACAGCAGUGAGUGCAAGUAACAGGGCAAAAGGGCUUCUUAAAAGAAAGCCGAUUGAAACAGGCUCGUGGAAAAAUCAGAUUUUGCAGCCUGUGACCAUGGAGCCGUGGGAACAAUGUAAGCGACUUCCUAAAGGUGUGCUGAAAAUAAAACCAAAAGCUGAAAUCCUUGGAGAGGAAAGCGUCCGAGUGAUGCAUACUCCACCACAACAGUUCAUUUCCUUACCGGGUAAACUUGAUUUCAGCGAGAAUUAUCCAUAUGUAAAUCAAAUAGAUAGAGAUGGAAACACUUAUCGAGAUAGAUCAGCUAAAAGUUCCCAGAGCUUCCAAAAGAAGGUAAAGAUUAUGAGGUUAGAUGGUACUGCAGAGAUAUCAAGAGAGUUACUCCACUCAAAACUCAACCAAAAAUCAAGUACGUAUUCAAAUGAGGCUGGUCAAACUGAAGAAUGUCCAAGAGAAAAGAAUUUUUUGCAAAACUUUGCUGAUUUAGGUUGUUUACCAUAUAAUAAAGGUUCUGAAGACUCAAAACUGUUCACCUGUUCAAAUGUUGGUGCCAACGAACAUUCAAAACUUACAGAUUUUUCCAGUCGAGGAGGGCCUAAGCAUAGAGAUCAUGGCAGUGAUGGAUUUCCGCUGUCGCCAGUCGAUAGUGAAGGCCUUAUGUUCCCGAUAACAUAUAAGAGGAAAAAACCAUACAGAAAACUCAACUCACUGGGUCCUAUAAAGAAGCCGUCCAUGGCAGCAGGAGUGGAAUCAUCCAUUGUACCUACCAGCACAUCAAACACAAAAGCAAAAACAAUCAGGAUAAAAUUCAAGGGGCUUCUGAACUAAAACCGCAUUCUGUAGCCAAUUUGGAGUGACCAAUUUCGCCAAUCGGCACAGCAAACAUGAAAACAAAGACCAUCAGAUAAAUUUAAUAGAGUAACUAUAAUUCAAUACAAAACAAAGGUUGCUGAACUGCCAUAUGGCACAUCAUCCAGCUAGCUGUUAUUUAAUGCAGUCGACGAGAACUUUGCUUCCUGCGAGACAUUCAAAAGACAUCUGAAGCUUCUCGUCGUGUACAGAUGCACAAUUCGCAAGACAUAAUCCUGCUUGUUAGAGAUGUAAAGCAGCAACCAUCUUCCAAUUUAACAGUGGGUAUGGGGAGUUUUUCUUGACAUUUUUAUGCUUAUAGUAUAUACAUCUCUCCCUCUCUCUCCCAUCCUCUCUUAUGGAUUGUCCUUUUUUCGUUCUUUUUUUUUUUUUUUGUUACUUUUCUCUCUGCAAGUAUCUUUGAAGUAGUCAAAAGUAGGAAGAGUAACUCUCGAGUGCAAGCCUUAUUAAUGCUUUAAUGCGAAGUUAUGUAUAAUGUUAGAUGAGAAUUCAUUGUAUUUGCUCUCAAAAACUGGAUAAAUAGCAACUCCAUUAGAAUCAGAUUUUCAUAACAUUGAGCGCAUUGACUUGCAGCUGA
This is a messenger RNA of Ananas comosus (pineapple), 2417 nucleotides long. RefSeq lists its product as uncharacterized. The transcript has 2 exons. The record is from RefSeq and is a predicted model, not a curated record. The coding region runs from base 227 to 1798 and encodes 523 amino acids. Gene Ontology annotation, cellular component: Ino80 complex. NCBI's taxonomy places the organism in Eukaryota, Viridiplantae, Streptophyta, Magnoliopsida, Poales, Bromeliaceae.